AUGGGACAAGACAAUCAGACGAGUGUCACAGAGUUCGUGCUUCUGGGAUUCUCCAGAGAGCGAGGCACCAAUGUGUUUCUCUUUGCAGUGGUCUUCAGUAUGUACCUCAUCACUCUGGUGGGGAACACACUCAUUAUUGUGGCCAUCUGCAUUGACCCACGACUCAACACACCCAUGUACUUCUUCCUGUGCAAUCUGUCCUUCCUGGACAUCUGCUACACAACCGCUGUGGUGCCUCAGUUGCUGGUCCAUUUCUUAGCCAGUCACAAAAACAUCUCCUUUGACCGGUGCAUGGCUCAGCUUUACGUUGGUUUCUUCCUGGGCAGCACUGAAUUUAUCCUAUUGGCAGUUAUGGCCUAUGACAGAUAUGUGGCAGUCUGCCAUCCUUUGCAUUACAAGAACAUAAUGAGCAGGAAAGUGUGUAUCCAAUUGAUGAUGGUUUCCUGGACCUCUGGCUUUCUCAAUGCCUUGAUUCAUACUUCAUUCACAUUGCACCUUCACUACUGUAGCUACAACGUCAUCAACCACUUUGGUUGUGAACUCCUGGCAGUUAUCAAGUUGGCAUGUUCGGAUACUUUUGUCAAUGAUGUUGCACUCACGGUGUCAGGAGUCUUUGUCCUGUUCAUCCCCUGCCUUCUGGUCAUGUUCUCCUAUAUGUAUAUAAUUAAUGCUAUCCUGAGCAUCCGUUCUGAAGAAGGCCAGCACAGAGCCUUUUCCACAUGCACUUCUCACCUGACUGUGGUCACUCUCUGCUAUGGCACAGCAAUGUUUGCAUACUUGGCUCCUAAAGCCAACAUGUCUUCUGACCGGGACAAGAUUCUUUCUUUCCUUUAUGUAGUGGUUACACCCAUGCUCAACCCUCUCAUAUACAGCUUAAGGAAUAAGGAAGUAAAGGGAGCCCUAACUAAAAUAGCACACAGGAAAAAUAUCCUCUUGGAAAGACAAUGA
Molecule: messenger RNA, 948 nt
Organism: Eublepharis macularius
Lineage: Eukaryota; Metazoa; Chordata; Lepidosauria; Squamata; Eublepharidae
Product: olfactory receptor 2F1-like
Exons: 1
Coding region: 1-948 (315 amino acids)
Biological process (GO): G protein-coupled receptor signaling pathway
Cellular component (GO): membrane
Molecular function (GO): olfactory receptor activity; G protein-coupled receptor activity
Source: RefSeq, a predicted model, not a curated record